Messenger RNA from Cydia strobilella, 3726 nucleotides. RefSeq names its product ankyrin repeat domain-containing protein 39. Gene Ontology annotation, molecular function: protein binding. The transcript has 3 exons. The record is from RefSeq and is a predicted model, not a curated record. Lineage: Eukaryota; Metazoa; Arthropoda; Insecta; Lepidoptera; Tortricidae. Bases 40 to 561 code for a protein of 173 amino acids.
AUUUUUGGUGUUUUGCUGUCAUUAUAGGUGUGGUUAGAAAUGGAUCAUGGCAAUUGUGAUCACACACACUGCACAUCUGCAAACCAAUCGGUUUGUCAGACACUAUCUGAAAUGGAAUGGGAGAGAGGAAUAUGGAAUGCUGCUUUUAAUGGUGACAAAGAGAAAGUGGACAUGUUAAUACACAAAGCAAACAAUCCUAAGGAAUUUGUGAAUAUGCCAGACAAUUCUGGGUACACCGCAUUACACUAUGCCGCACGUAAUGGUCAUGUAGACAUAUGUAGAACACUGCUGGGGACGGGAGCAUGUGUUGACGCUCAGACUAGUGGAUUGGCAACACCACUUCAUAAAGCUGCUGCUGCAGGUAAAGCAGCUACCCUAAACUUCCUUAUUCAGUGUGGAGCAAAUGUGCUAAUGCAAGAUACGGAUGGCCAGACUGUUCUUCACAAGGCCAUAGCUAAUAAACGUUCAGACCUGAUCAACAUUUUACUACAAGCAUGCCCUGAACUUGCUAAUGUUAAGGACAAGAGAGGUCGUGUUGCAGCCGAACUUUCACAGAACUGAAUAAUUUGAUAUUUGGAGAUUAUAGUCUAUUGCAGUGCCUUUCAAUAUGCGGGGUCGCGACGCCUCUGCCAACCAUAAAGCAAUAUAUACAUAUUUAAGCAAAAUAUUUUGUACAUGCUAAGGAGGUUGCGACAUGAAGUUUGAAAAACACUGGUCUAUUGAAUUGGAACAAGCUCAACUUGUCAGACAUUUUCUUUUUUCAUGCUUUCUAUAAUUUUAUUAUUUAAACCAUAUAUCAUUGAUGUUGAGAUUGUUAGUUAUACAAAUUUAUUACUGUUACUUUAGCUGUGCUGGAGGCCCCGAAAAUCGGUACCUAAGCAGGUACGGGUACGCUCCGCGAUUGUUGAGUCAAUUAGGGUUCUAGUUCUAGCUAAAUUGGUUGUCAAUACUUAGGCUAUGGAAUGGAUAUGGUAUGUCCAACUGAGCUAGAACGCUAAAUGGCUCAACAAUCGCGGAGCGUGACUGUACAAGUGUGCAUUGCUAUUAUGUAAAAAUUAUAUUGUGUGGGCCCCAUUUCAUAUACAAUGAUAUAGGACUUGAAAACUUUAGACUAAUAUUGUAUAUAGGUCUGAAAUGGUCCCUAUAUUGCUUACAUUACCUAUAUUAUUUUAUAUUUAUUAGAAAGCCAUAUUUUUUUAUUGACAUCGAAUAUUGUUUACUUGUUUGAUAUAAUCUAAUUACAUGGAAAUUACAAAGUUAAAGCUGUAUUUAUGUUAAUCAUUAAGUUGUUUAUUCAAUUGUUAUAUUUUUUUCGUAUAGUGUAAUUUUUUUAUCUUGCAGCCCUGUUAGUGUUCUUUACAUUUAAGUUCUUACAAGUUGCUGUGUUAGGUUUAUUAAAUUACUAGCUUUUGCCGGCGACUUCGUCUGCAUGGAAUUAGUAAUUAGGGUACCUACCUUAAUUUUUAAACAAAUCUGCUUUUUAUUACACCCUUUGUUUCGCCCUCAAACAAAAGAGUGACUAAUUAGUCAAAAAUGCGAACAGUCUUUAUUUGUAACGAAAGGUCUUUUAAUCCCUUUUUACAAGCUUUUAUUUAACUUGCAAUGUACCUCUAUAUGUUUGUACGGGUCAAAUCUUGCAAGUUACAUUUGACCCACUUUCCGACUUCCAAUGAAGCUGAAAAUUUGCAUACAUAUGUAAGUCUGGUAACAAUGCAAUGUUAAAUCGAGCUCAUCUGAUGAUGGACACAGGAGGUGGCCAUAGGAACUCGGUUAUAAAACAACGCAAUGCAACCUAAUUAUGUUUGGGAUUUUUAGAAUUGUCUCGAUGGGUAUUAGUUGCUUGUGGUAAGUACAGUCAGCGCUAAAAGCUUGUACCAAAAAUUAAAUUUUUGCCAAAAACUUACCAACUUAUUAAAUUAUUUUUUUUAGUUAUUAAUUUUGUAUCUUCACUUCACUUCCACCUCCAAGUUGGAGAAGUUCAAGUUGAAGAAGUUUCAUUUAAAUCUGUUAGGCGGUUAUUCAUUUCUCAUACAAACUUCCACCCUCUUUUCAUCCCCUUAAAGGAUGGGCAAUUGAUAAAAAUGCAUAAACAUUCUUUAUUUUGUACGAAAAGUUUAAUGAUAUAAGUAUUAACUAUUAGAUGCUUAUUUAAAGAACUUGAAUUGGUUUCCUUUACAAAUGUCCAUCCCCUUUUUACACCUUACGGGGGAGGAAGAGAGGAGAGGAUGACUUUUGGGAAUAGAAACUAUUCUUCCCAGCAACUAAGACUAUCUUCAUAUCAAAUUUCAUCUAAUUCGGUUUUAUUGGGUCCCAUACAAAUUUCCACUCCCUUUAGAGUUGAUUUUUGGGUUAACAACUAUCCUACGUCCUUCCCCAGGACUCAAACUAUCUCCAAGCCAAACUAUCUAAAUCGGUUCAGCUGUUAUUGAUUCUCUAUACAAACUUCCACCGCCUUAAAGGGUGAUUUCUGGAAUAAAAACUACCCUUUGUCCUUCCCGGGAACUCAAACUAUCUCUAUACCAAAUUGCAAAUAAAUUGUGCACCAGCGCCAGCGCGCGGGUUCGGGGCGGGCGGUGUUAUGCAGUUGUUGUUAUUUCCCCAUACAAAAUUCCACCCCCUUAAGGGAUGAUUUCUGGGAUAAAAACUAACCUGUGUCCUUCCUCGAGGCUCAAACAAUCUCUAUACCAAAUUUUAACUAAAUUGGUUCAGCCGUUUAAGCGUGAAGAGGUAACAGACGGACACACUUUCGCAUUUAUAAUAUUAGUAUGGAUGAUUCUGUGAUUUGCCCAAUAUUUCUAUCAUAGAAUCUGAAUAUAAAACAAAACUUAUUUUGUUGCUUAUAAUUUAAGUAGUAUAAAUAUAAUAGAAGGAUAUUUUUGACCAAAAUGCCAUUUUAAAAGAUACCAUUUUAAUUUAUGAACUAAAGUUAUGUAUUAUUUGUGGUACAAACAUAUGUACAUUUUUUAAACAAAAAUAUCACUACAUUUUUCUAUUCUAUUUUAUGUAUAGGUUAAGAUUAAUAAUGGCAUUUCAUCACAAUAUAAUUAAGGCAAGGUACUGUAAGGACCAUGCACUUAAUUAAACGGACAUAAGGAAUUAAAAGUGCAUUUUAUCAAAAUAUUUUAUCCUCGGGAAAGGCCAUCUGUCGUCAUGCUCAUGGCAUCCCUUGACAACCACUAUCAAAGAUUCUUCACAUAAGGUAGGGUUAGUUUUAUUUAGUAAUUGAUAUUUACUUUAUGCUAUCACAAAUAAUAGUGAACUCUAUGCCAUCGGCAUAAAGUUCAUCUUUUUCCAAGUAUGUGAUUGUGAAGUGAUUUUGAGAUUGGUUGUUGAGUCUUUUUGGUAGUACUAUUUAUUAGUCCUAUGUCCUAUGCCUAGUUUACACCUGACGGAUUAUCAUUUAAAGUUAUUGUCAUUGUGGUGCAAUGUGUUUGUUUAAUUAUCGUAUAAGUACUUGCAAAUACUUAGUUGUUAAUAAUUCUAAGAACCACAACGCGUGAUUUGAAUGUAUACAUGUGUGUUUUGCAGUUUUAUGUCCAUUCCAAGAGUAGUUAGUCUUAUGUUUUGUUUAAAAUAUCGUCAGGUGUAAACAAAGCAUUUAUUUCGUAAUUUGGAAAAUUUUGUAGCGGUUAUCGCAUAGUAGAAACAUAAUCAAUUUUAUAUUUUCCACUUACACCUUUGUACUAACAAUAAUGUUUUAGUAAUAAUAAAAUGCAUGAAUGUAAA